Drosophila hydei is the source of this 2975-nucleotide messenger RNA. It is a transcript of the gene stau, whose product is annotated as maternal effect protein staufen. Lineage: Eukaryota; Metazoa; Arthropoda; Insecta; Diptera; Drosophilidae. The annotation marks the transcript as partial. The transcript has 5 exons. The record is from RefSeq and is a predicted model, not a curated record.
UAUCACAACAAUAACAAUAUUAAUAGCAACAGUAAUAAGAAUACCAACAACAAUAGCAAUCAAAUGCAAAAGAUACGACAGCAACAUCAACAUCUCAGCAAUGGCCAUUUAGCAAAAUGCAAUCAAGCACCGCAGCCAGCAACUCCACAGGGAUUCAAUCAUCCGACGGCGCUUGGUUAUGGCCAGUUGCCACAUCACAUGACACAUUUGGGCAGCUAUGCGCCGCAGCCGGCGCCAGCAAUGCAGAGCGGCAAACAGCCGCAUUUCUACGUGAGCAGUGCCAAGCCCUCCAAGUACAAUAAUAGUGCUAACCCUAAUAGCAAUAGCGGGAGUGGCAACGGUAGUAGCUAUGUGCAUUCAUCGAAAACCAUUCUGCAGAAUACCUAUCGCACUGCCAAGACCAAUGGCCAGGCGCCCGUUUCAGCCACAGAACCAGUAGCGACAGUGCCAGCGGCAACAACAGCAGCAGCAGCUGCUACAACGGCUGAACUAUCGCUGCGCAUUGUGGACAGAAGCAGCAAUGGCGAUAAUCUUGUCUUAGGCAAUGAGGAGAUCUGUGAACUAGUGCCUGAGCAGGCGCCCGAUUGCUGUGCGCCUUCGCCGACAUCCGCAACGCAGGCAGACGAUUGCAGUAGCAGCGCAGAACAUCUGGAUGCUGCUGGCGCGCUGUCCAAUGAAGAUGGCAGUACGGGACGCAGUGGCAAGGACAAGACGCCCAUGUGUCUGGUCAACGAGCUGGCCAGGUACAACAAGAUCACACAUCAAUAUCGGUUGACGGGCGAACGCGGUCCAGCCCAUUGCAAAACUUUUACGGUCACCUUAAAGCUGGGCGAGGAGGAGUACUCUGCAGAUGGUUUCAAAAUCAAGAAAGCUCAACAUUUGGCCGCCUCGAAGGCCAUCGAAGAGACCAAAUAUAAGCAUCCGCCGCCAAAGAUACGUCGCAACGAUGAGACCAGCUCGACCCGCACACACAUCACGCCUACCGUUGAGCUGAAUGCGCUGGCCAUGAAGCUCGGUCAGCGCACUUAUUAUUUGCUGGAUCCCACUCAAAUGCCGCCUGCAGAACAAAUGCUGCCACCAGAAUAUGCCACACCGUUGUUGCCAACACCAGCGCCUGGUUUGCCCCCACCACCACCGCCGCCAUUUGCAUUACGCCGCAAUGCCAAUGGUAGCUAUGUAUUGCCUGCACCGCCCAUGCAUCCGCAUCAUGUGGCGAUGCAAACGCAACGCGCCAUCUACGGUCAACGUCCGUAUGCGCCCAAAUAUCAAUCACGCUUUACUUUAGCUCCAACACUGGGACCGCACAUGUUGGCCGGGCCCCACGGACCGUAUGCGCCCGCCCUUCCUGUGACGCCUAGCAAGAUCACCCUCUUCGUGGGCAAGCAAAAGUUCGUGGGUGUUGGUCGCACACUGCAGCAGGCCAAGCACGAUGCAGCGGCGAGAGCGCUGCAAGUGCUUAAGACUCAGGCGAAUAGCGCAACAGAUGAAGCGCUGGAUGAUUCCAUGGAUGAGGGUGACAAGAAGUCGCCCAUAUCGCAGGUGCAUGAAAUUGGCAUCAGACGGAACAUGACGGUGCAUUUCAAGGUGCUGCGGGAAGAGGGCCCGGCGCACAUGAAAAACUUCAUUACAGCUUGCAUUGUGGGAUCUAUUGUGAGUGAGGGCGAGGGCAAUGGCAAAAAGAUAUCGAAGAAACGUGCAGCGGAAAAGAUGCUGGCCGAAUUGCAGAAAUUGCCACCACUCACGCCCACCAAACAGACGCCCAUGAAGCGCAUCAAAGUGAAGACGCCCGGUAAAGGUGGUGCAGCAGCGUCGGCAGCUGCCGCGGGCAUGUCAGCUGUCGCCAUCACACCGCUUGCCAAGCCGGAGCGACGCAAGCGUUUGAGUGGGCAUCAAAAGGAUAAGUCUACGGUGGACCUAGAUGAUGCCGAAAAUCCAAUUACAAAGCUCAUACAACUGCAGCAGAUGCGCAAGGAAAAGGAACCCAUCUUUGAGCUUAUUGCUAAGAAUGGCAACGAGUCGUGCAGGCGACGCGAAUUCGUCAUGGAGGUCUCGGCCAGCGGACGCACAGCUCGCGGCACAGGCAACAGCAAAAAGCAGGCCAAACGAAGUUCAGCCCAGGCGCUUCUGGAGUUACUGGAAAAUCCAGAGCAUAGCGUUGGAGAAAUAGAGCAUGCCAUGGAACAUAAUGUGGCGACAGUUGCAACGGCAGCUGUGCCGACAGCUGCGCUGACUGUAGAACCAACUAUAGGGUUGGAUGUGCCCAUGGUAUCAACGCCUGUGGGUCCUGUGCCAGGUAUUCUUAUACUACGUCAGAACAAAAAACCGAAAAAGAAAGAUGCUGUGGUUGUGGUCAAAGCCAAUAUGGAGGCAAGUAAGGACAAGGAAGUCAAAACAGAAGCAGCAACAGCAGCAGGGGACAAGACUUCUCACAACAGCAACAGCCAUGCAAACAACAACAGCAGCAGCAGCAAUGAGUCCCAUGCCCAUGAAGCAGCAAAUGAGAGCAGCCUGAACACCUCCACCGGCAGCAAUACCAGCGGCGUCAGCAGCAACAGCAGUAAUGCGCCGGGAGCCAGCGGCGGUGGUGGCGACAACAACAACAACAAUGGUGCCGGUGGUGGUGGCGGCGGUAAUGGAAGCGGCGGUGGUGUGCAUAUGAAAGAGCAGCUCAUAUAUUUAAGUAAACUAUUGGAUUUCGAGGUCAACUUUUCGGACUAUCCCAAGGGCAAUCAUAAUGAGUUUUUGACAAUAGUCACGCUCUCGACAACGCCGCCACAGAUCUGCCAUGGCGUGGGUACAAGCUGUGAGGAGUCUCAGAAUGCAGCCGCACGCAAUGCACUCAAAAUAUUAAGUGAACUUGGCCUGAAUAAUGCCAAGAAAUAAGCCAAACUAAUUAACUGCAAUUUAUGUAUUCUUUUUAUUAUUUAUAUUGAUAAUGCGCGCAAGUGUAUCAAAAGCAAAGAGAAAAAUGCAAA